Linum tenue is the source of this 893-nucleotide messenger RNA. Lineage: Eukaryota; Viridiplantae; Streptophyta; Magnoliopsida; Malpighiales; Linaceae. The record is from the annotation of a GenBank genome assembly.
AUUAUUAUAUAUUACGCACGCAAAAUAUGAAUUCCAAAUCGAUGUGGUACAAGACAACAGCCAUUCGUUUCUCCAUGACCAAUUAUCUAGUCUUCGCUUCUUCUCUUCCAAACACAAACCCUGCCGCCGGUAGCUCUUCCUCUCCGUCGCCACUCCCCAGAACCACCGGCCUCCCCGCCACUCCCCAGAACCCAAUUAAACCCAGAGCUCCUCUAAUCCUCCAAGCAACAACUUCCAGCAAGACUACCCUCAAGAAGAGUAAUAAUGCAAACAGCAAACUUCUCCGGCAGCAAUUCAAGGUUCUGAGGGUCGAGCGCGCGAUUGGCGCCGGAAGCUACCGCGACGCCGAGCCUCCCGGCGCUGCGGAGGGCCGCGGGUCCGGGAUUGCCGAGCUGUGGUUGGAAUCGGAGGACGGCAGCAACCGCAGUACCAACCCUUUCGAAGGGCCGGUGGAGAAGAAGAUCAGGGAGACGGGCGAAUGGCUCGCGUAUAAAACAGAGAACGAGUUUCGAAUUUCAGAGAAACAGAGCCUGACGUUGUUGUACAAAUGGGCUCUCCCAAUCUCACUACUGGCGAUGAUGGUGGCUGUGGGAGUCGUCAAGCUUCCAUUUUUGUCUCCCUUGCUUGAUGAUUUCAUCAUGUAAUGUUCUGCUGCAAACCCGGAGCUGGAGGGGGUUCUCAUUAAGGCCAGUUAUCCCUUUGGUUUUCCUUCCUGAUCUUUAUAUAUAUAGAUACAUGAAAUGUAUGUGAAGUUGUGAGCUCCGUGUAUCAAACAUGAUAUUUAAUAAAAAGAGGUUAAAUGCUAAACGUUUGAGAUUUUGAUGUUGCGAAUAGAAUGAUAUGGGAAGGAGACAAUGGGAAAUUCUUGAAAUACCAGUGAUAUAUGGGAAUGA